AGCUCCGAGAGCCUGGGACGAAAACAAAAAAAGAAAGAGAGGACAUUUCUGCAAUUUUCUUCGUGGAUUCCUUCAUUUUUACCCGUCAAAAUGGCAAGCAUUCUCAAGUUUGGUGUUAAAUGUGGGAUAGCUGGUGGACUGGUGUAUGGCAUAAGUUCUCUGGGUUUAUUCAGCUCUCAAGAUCGUACAAUAAGCUCGUUCAAAAGACUGACCUCCAAGACGAAGGAAUAUGUGCCCGAAGAAUACGUCAGUUAUAUCCCAAAGGUCCCAUCGUCAUUAGAUGUACAGCAAACAUGGAAUUCUGGAGUAAAAAAAGUAUUCAUCUCUCUGGAUAGUGCACCUGAUAAAGCUGUGGAUUUGGCUAAGAGUGCUGCUGUCAAGUCUAAAGACUUUGUACAAAAACAGCUCAAGUCCUGAUAGUCACGCUAGAUACAGUAUCAAAGUGGCAAAGCUAGUCAUCUGUGUUAAAUCUAUUAUAAGGCCUAAUAGAGGAGAAGCUGUGAUUUGUAAACAGCGUUGAUACCUUUGAAUUGCAAACCAUGUAACAUAUUAAAACUGCUUAUUCUUAAUUUUUUUAAACCACAAGUAAGCCUAGCAGAGGACAAAUUCUGCUCUUUGCAAGGAAAAGAUAUCUUUCUUUUAUUUUACUGCACAGCGGCCCAAAAAGAUGCAGAAACAUUUCCAUUAACCUGUGGAUUACUGUAUGUAUAAAAGAAAAAAUAAAUAAGUAAAUAAAAAUCGAGACUCUGGA
Molecule: messenger RNA, 751 nt
Organism: Nematostella vectensis (starlet sea anemone)
Lineage: Eukaryota; Metazoa; Cnidaria; Anthozoa; Actiniaria; Edwardsiidae
Exons: 2
Coding region: 91-417 (108 amino acids)
Biological process (GO): cristae formation
Cellular component (GO): MICOS complex; mitochondrial crista junction
Source: RefSeq, a predicted model, not a curated record